Molecule: messenger RNA, 709 nt
Organism: Linum tenue
Lineage: Eukaryota; Viridiplantae; Streptophyta; Magnoliopsida; Malpighiales; Linaceae
Source: the annotation of a GenBank genome assembly
AUGGAAGAGGUGAUAGUAGAGAACAAGCUUAUUCAAUCAAAUCAAACAAGUGCUGUGAUUUCUCAGCUGGAAUCAACCGUGAAGCAGCAGCAGCAGCAGCAGCAGAGUUCAUCUCUGGAGUCUGAUGAAGUGAUCAGCAGUGGCGCCAGAGAAUUGAGCAAAAGCAGCGGCGGUGGUGGCGACAACAACAUCCCCGUUCUUGUUCCCCUCCAAGUUCCCAAGGCUUUCAAGUACCCAGAAAGGUACAGGAGUCCGACUGAUGCGAUGGUUUCUCCGAUCACGAGAGGGCUUAUGGGAAGGAAAAGAAGGGGCGGUGGGGAAGGAGCUCCAUUGCCUUUGCCGCCCAUCGGCACAAAUCUGCCCCAAAAGCUCCAGGCGGCAGACUAAAGUGCAGACCUUCAAGUGGAUUCCCUUCCAAAACUAAUGGCGGUUUGUAAUUUAGCAUAUAUAUGGGUUGUAAAUUGUUGUAACAUCUCUGUUGUGCUCCCACUUUUGGUUAAUGGGUUCAUUUAUCCCUUUUUUUUCAAGUUUAGGUUUGGCAGCUUUGUCUGCUUAGUUCUUGCAAACUAGUUCCAUUUCACGUACAUUGGUAUUCUAUAUGCUAAUUAAGAGUAAUUAUGUUUUUAACAAUGAGAGUGAUCAUCUUCUCUGGAAGAUUGAGAGAAGACACAGAAUCUCAAAUGAUGAUUCUAAAUUAUGUUUUAGAAAA